Molecule: messenger RNA, 1167 nt
Organism: Guillardia theta CCMP2712
Lineage: Eukaryota; Cryptophyceae; Pyrenomonadales; Geminigeraceae
Exons: 6
Coding region: 1-1167 (388 amino acids)
Source: RefSeq, a predicted model, not a curated record
AUGCAGAUGACGAAUCCAAGGAUUCACAGCUUGAUGUCAGAAAGCGGGAAAAUUAACAGACUCAGCUCAUCCCCAAGUGUUUCCUCCCCCAAGAACCAGUCUCCUCACUCCCCUAGCAGAGCAAACGAUGUUAUCGGAGCCCUCAAGGACUGGAACCUGGUGAAGGAGAAUCCAUUGACAGCCUUUCUUGAACGAGCUCCUUCCUCCCCUGCAAUGUUUCGAUCCUGUCGAAGACUUUCGGUUCCUCGUCUCGAUGUGCCCACUCGCAACCUAUCGCUCGUACAAGAUUCCUCCAAGAACGACUCGUCUAGGGUUCGGCAGGAGCAGCACGGAGAGCUGGAGCACAAAGACUUGUUCCUCAGGCUGGCAUCGAGCUCCUCAGCCGUACAGAGACGAUCGAGCAUGAGAGUGCUCUCCUCCCGUCACUCUCCAGUUGCUUCUCCUCGGCUCUCUCCCACUCCUCGGCUUUCUUCUCAACCAGAGCACAGUCCUUCAUCAGGAAAGUCCAGCUUAUUGAACCAGGAGACGCUCAAGCCCCCGCAAGUGUCGGAGGGGACCAAGGCAGGCAAGCUUCUGCUCCUCAACUUUCAUAUCGGGGACCUCGGACGCGCGCGUCACGAGCUGGGAGGGAUCAUGCGGCUCUCCUUACGUGAGCAGACGGUCGCCAUGUCGCAAAAAGACGACAACGGAAACACUCUACUGCACGCGCUGGUGGGGGGAGGAGGACUGGACUUCGAAGAGACUGCAGCAGAGGAGCAAGCAAAGGAACGAGAAAAGAUCGACCUCAGUGCGUUGAGUGCUGGUCGUGACAAGCUUGUCAAGAUGGGGGUUGAUCUUAACGCCGAGAACAACGAGGGGAAGACAGCUAUGGAUCUAUGUGAGUCGAAGCUGCUCAAAGAUCACCUGGAGGGUCGCAAGAAGAGCAUCACGUCGACCCCUGAGCGGACGGCUCUCCUGGCAGCCUUCAAGUGGAGGAAGCGAGCCGCCUUGAAGCUUUCCUUCCCCUUGGAGGCUGUCACAGGAGCUGAGCCCGAGUCUGAAGGAGGCUUUCUCAGCUCCUGCUCGACUCCUCUCAGUCGCGCUGUCAGUCAAUCUAGUCAACACCUAGAGGCCUCGAGCCCCAGCUCUUCGCCCCUCAAGGCUUUAGUCGCGCAUCCUGUCACCUAA